Messenger RNA from Acanthocheilonema viteae, 324 nucleotides. NCBI's taxonomy places the organism in Eukaryota, Metazoa, Nematoda, Chromadorea, Rhabditida, Onchocercidae. The record is from the annotation of a GenBank genome assembly.
AUGACCAAUUUAUGGCAGUAUCGUGGUUGGAGCGUAGUGGAAGAUGAGCUAGAAGUUUUGAUUAAGUUGAGAAGAUAUAUGGAGGAUGGUCCAGAAUACUGCUCGAAGUCUUGGGUAACUACACCGGGCGGAGAUAGGAGAAGAGUCAUCAAUCAGCGAAUUAGUCAUCUUGUGGGGCUCUUGAUUAAUGCUGCCCUUAUGAUUAUCGAUUACAACAGUAUCACUGUGGCCUUACUGCUGACCAAUACAAAUAGUACCUCCAUUUUUUGCAAGGAACUUAAUUUAGCCACUCAACUUUCUGAUUUAAGCAAUGUUUGUGCUUAA